This is a messenger RNA of Phanerochaete carnosa HHB-10118-sp, 3044 nucleotides long. RefSeq lists its product as uncharacterized. The transcript has 2 exons. Gene Ontology annotation, molecular function: oxidoreductase activity. Gene Ontology annotation, biological process: retrograde transport, endosome to Golgi. Gene Ontology annotation, cellular component: cytoplasm; late endosome. The record is from RefSeq and is a predicted model, not a curated record. The coding region runs from base 175 to 1416 and encodes 413 amino acids. NCBI's taxonomy places the organism in Eukaryota, Fungi, Basidiomycota, Agaricomycetes, Polyporales, Phanerochaetaceae.
GCCAAGGCUUGAUACCAGCUGCCCCGGCCGUUAAACCCAUAGACCCUCGGUACGCGUCUCUCUAAUUGGAUGACUGGCCGCGGCUGCACGGCCCGAUCCUGCCGUUGCUGACGUCACACACUUCUGCCUCUCGAGUCUCUUUCAUCUCGCACGGUAUCUUUUCACGCAUAUACUAUGUCCUUAUCGACAACACCAGAGCGCAAUAUUGUUAUUAUUGGCGGCGGCAUCAUAGGAUGCACGACCGCCUACUACCUCUCUUCGCAUCCAUUAUUCAACUCUAACAUAAGCAAGAUAACCUUGCUCGAGGCGUCGCGAGACGGCGCAGCGCAAGGAGCAUCGGGAAAGGCUGGAGGGCUUGUCGCUAAAUGGGCCUACCCCAGUGAGCUCGUCGACGUCUCUUUUUCCGAGCACGCCCGCCUCGCGGAGAAACACUGUGGUAUAAGCCGAUGGGGAUGGCGCUUCGUCGGUUGCGGAAGCUGGGAGGGCCAUGGUGAGCUUUCUGGAGAAGCCGACUCUGGCGUUGGCAAGGGUGGCGCGCGCAAAAGCCUUGAGAAGACACUCGGCCUCAAAGGCGACUUCAAGAAGACGCGCCAACAGCUCGGACUCCCAGACGAUCUGGACUGGGUACGUGAGGAGCUCACUACUGCGUAUUCUCCCAUGUCGCCACCUGGCGACACGGCUCAAGUGCAUCCGUACCUGUUCACAACAAGCAUGCUCUCGCUAGCGCAGGAACGCGAUGUGCAGUUCGUGCAAGGCAAGGCGACGGCCGUGAACAUCGACAAGGAUACGAAGGCCGUUUCCGGUGUCACGUAUAUCCCUGCGGACUCGUCAGAGCCAAAAUCGAUAUCCGCGACGCACGUCAUCGUCGCCGCAGGCGUGUGGUCUCCUAAGCUCAUCCCGCGCCUUCCCAUCGAGGGCACGCGCGCGCACAGCAUCACAAUUCGCCCCACACCCGACACGACCAUCUCGCCUUACGUCCUCUUCACUGAGAUCGAGCUCCAAGGUGUAUCUCGCCGCACCGCGCGCGCGUCGCCCGAAAUCUACGCGCGCCCUGACAACGAGGUCUACUGCUGCGGCCCUGGCGAUAACUCGCCCGUGCCGGACACGGUCGACGAUGUCAUGGUUGACCAGCACGCGUGUGACGACAUUCGUGAGCACGUCGCGAGCAUCUCAACGCAGUUGCGCGAGGGUGUCGUUGAAAAGCGUCAGGCGUGCUUCUUGCCCAUUGCACGCGGAGGCGGGCCCAUCGUCGGAGAGGCGAAGAGUGUGGCUAAGGGCCUUAUCAUUGCAACUGGGCAUACAUGUUGGGGAAUAUGCAACGCACCUGGAACAGCGAAGGCCAUCGCCGAGCUCGUCAUGGACGGAAAGAUUACCUGCGCGAACCUGAAGGCGUUGGAUCCGAGCAGGUACCUGUAGAUGCUUGUUAUAGGCCUCGAGCAGAGGGCGACCUCGAUUUGAGAAAAAUAGCUGGGUAUAUGCACCUAGUAGAGGCGAAGACGAGGCUCGAAGAAGAUACAGGUCUUAGGACUAGAUACAUAGGCAUACUACACAAGCUAACAGUAUUUCAUUGGCCAAAACCGCGCCGCACGUCGAUGGUUGGUGCAGUUCAGAAAUUAAUGGUACAAGAAAAUCAUAAAAACAGACAAACAAAUCAAGGCAAGGAAACUGACCAAGCAAACUGUUUAUACACUGUGCGAUACCGCAGUCAUUCGAACUCACUAAUCUCCAGAAAAAGAGGGAAGCAUAUUAGAUAAGAAGGAAGAUCAAAGCCAUCUCAUGCAUCAACAUCCAUUGCCACACCACUCACCCGCGCCUUCGGCCGCACGCCCUCAGUAGCACCGGGGACGCCAACCCCGCUUGUGCGACGCGCAUGCUCACUCUGGCGCACCCGCUUCUUCAUCAUGAGGUCCGCGCCCGCACCCGAUGGCGUACGCAGGUUCUUCGCCACACCCAUGGACCGGCGCGGGGUGGAACCGACACUGGAGCGCGUGCGCCCCGGCGUCGCCGCGCCUGGGACGGUGCUGCUCGCACGCGACGAGUUGCUCACGCUGCGCUGCUGUCCAACGCGUGUGACGACCUUUGUGCGCGAGAUGUGGGGCUUGCGUGCGACGAGUGUCUGUGGCUUCGGCGGCACCGCCACGUCACCGUCACCUCCCACCUCUCCUUCCGCGUCGUCUGCGUUCUUGGCUCUGGCCUUGGCAGGGCUCGCCAUGAGCGCCCGCCCUCCCGCACCGAGCGACAUGUGCUCGUUCUCGUCUAUACCGAGGCGCGUCGUAGGACUCGACGGCGCGUCAAUCGGCGAACUGAAGACGGGUACUGUCGGCCGUGCGGGGAGCGUACGGGGCGUCUUGGCGCUGUUCGUGAUCUGCUGCAGCUUGCUUUCGCCAAUGAGCGCGAGAGGCGUCGCGCGGCUCGGGUCUGCGGUGCUUGGGCUUGUCGCAGCGCGCUUCGCGAGGGAGCUUGCGGUUGGCGCCAUCAACGUCGAUAUCGUGCGUUUGCGCACUGGGAUGGAGGGCUUCGUCUCGGGUGUCAAUGGUGUGUGUGUAAUUACAACGUUGGCGCCUGUGGGAUGCCGAGAGCCUAGGGAGCUAACAUUGGAUGGCCCUGCAGCUGUGCUCGUCCGAGCACCUAGAGAAGACGCGCCUACGCCGGGAGGCAGCUUUGGAUUGCUCGUCUUUCGCAGGUACAUUGGCAUUGUGCUCCCAGGCGGCGCCGCAAGGCUGGUUGGAGGGUUAAAAGAUGGAAUAGGUGAGCGUGCACGCGCCGAACGUUUAGCAUUAUCUGUCUUCUGAGGUAUCUUGAGCUGCAACGGAGUUGGUCCCACCGUCUUCGCUAGGCUGCUCGCAGUAGGCUUCUGCGAAACAGGACCCUUGUCUGCCGUUGCUGUCCGUGGCAUAAUUGGAGGUCUAGCGACCGCGGCUGUCGUGGCUGUCUCCGGCUUUGAGACACCAGCGCCCAUGUUCCACACUUUGCCCACCAGCGAUUUGGCAGUGCCAAUAAAUCCGAGGCGUGAGGGUUUCGGCUCUAUCAAGGAAAGUCGGGAU